Vespa velutina is the source of this 2916-nucleotide messenger RNA. Its product is annotated as peritrophin-1-like. The coding region runs from base 772 to 1467 and encodes 231 amino acids. The transcript is spliced from 2 exons. The record is from RefSeq and is a predicted model, not a curated record. Lineage: Eukaryota; Metazoa; Arthropoda; Insecta; Hymenoptera; Vespidae. Gene Ontology annotation, cellular component: extracellular region. Gene Ontology annotation, molecular function: chitin binding.
UGUGAACUUUUACUAAUCGUUGGAGAAAUUAUCGAUAGUUUUCAACUAACGUAUCGGUAAAUAAAUUCGUUUUCGAGAAAUUCGAUUUUUAUGAUGACGCAUCGAAAAAAAAAAUGUUUUCCUAAAAUCUUAGCUUCUCAUGGAAAAAUGUCUAAAUCAUCUUUUAGGGUUUAUCAAUGAGUUAAGAAAUGAUUGUAAAUCCAAAAAAAAGUAGGAAACUCUUUCAAAGUUAAGACGUAUUGUUUUAAGAUGAACUAUACUGAUAUCGAUAUCUAAAGCCUUUCCAAUUAAUUGUAUUGACAUUAUAAAAAAGAAUGUGAUGAAAUACGAUCGGCAUUAUAGAAAAAAUACGACAAAUCCAUUAAAGAAUGUCGUAAUGUCAUUUGAUAAAAUGAGUUAUCAUCGUGUAUGAGGAAGCAAUAUCAAAUUAAGCCUAGAUUAUAUCCAAGAACUCGAAGAUUUAAUCAAUCAUUUCUUUAUUGUUCGAUACGUUGUUUACAAAAAGUCGAAACGUUUUUACACGUGCAUACAAAAGAAUGUAUAUAUCGAGCAGGAACAUCAUUUUCUUUUUUUUCUAAGAAGAAAAAUCGAAGAUGCAAAAAAGCGAUAAAUGUGCAGAUGGAUUAGAUAAGAAUACAAAAUGUACAUGGUGAAAAAUGAUAAGAAUUUGUACGCUUAUAAAAGUCGCCUGUGUUCCUUGAUAUUGUCAGUUAAAAGAAUCGCGAGCUCGAGAAGCAAAUACAAAAAACAAAAAAGACAAGGUAUUUCACGAUGAAAGGAACAUGGUACGUGGUAAUUACGGUCAUCGCGGCUACAUUGGCCAUUGUUAUGACCGAAGAUACGGUGAUAACACCAAUACCAACGGAAUGUCCCGCAAUAGAUCCUCUCAACUACACUGUCCAUUUGGCGCACGAGUCGGAUUGCACUAAAUUCUACAAAUGUGAUCAUGGCAAAAAGAUCGAGAUGACCUGUCCAUUGAUGAACAAUAACGGAGACAAACUGCACUUCAAUCCUAAACUACAAGUUUGUGACUUUCCAGAUAAAGCUGGUUGUACAUCUUCUACUAAGGAUCCUUCUAAACCUACCCCAUCUGUACCUACCCCAUCUGUACCUACCCCAUCUGUACCUACUCCAUCUAAACCUACCUCAUCCGAAGCUACUCCAUCUAAACCUUCCUCAUCUGAAGCUACUCCAUCUAAACCUUCCUCAUCUGAACCUAUUCCAACUGAACCUACUUCAACUAAACCUUCCUCAUCUAAACCUAACCCAUCUCAACCGAGUUGUUCUCCAGAUGGUGUCGGUCAAUCUCAUGAAUGCUCUUGCGAAAAAUAUUAUCUCUGCAAAAAUAGCGAACUCGUUCUUCAAAAAUGUCCCGAUGGUCUUCAUUGGAACUCCAAAGCAGGCAAGUGCGAUAAAGCUAUCGAGUCGAAUUGUAUCAAAGAGAAAACUUUGAAAUGGUAUUAUUAAUUCGUUUGAACAACGAUGAACUUAUAGGGCAUAAUAUUAGCCAAAAAUGUAAAUAACAAUAUCAUUAUAAAUAAACAUUGCGUCGACGAUAUCGAUAAGAAGUUUAGUAUAAGAAGUAUCGACUAAUUCAGAUAACAGAAUUAAUAAAAUAAGUUGCGAUAUAAAUAGAAAUUUGGUUCAAUAAUUAUAAUAAUUCGAUGUCAAUUUUAUCGUUAAAUCAAAAGCGCGCUUUUUAUUACAAUGGAAACAUUAUUUCUUAUCGAUGAUACAAGUCGAUAAAAUAGUUAUCUCUCACAUUGUCAUUCGGCGACAUCUAGCAUUAUUUAAGCGCAACUAAAGUAUCAUACGAUAAUAAGUAUCACACUCUCUGCUGUUUUUGUGGAGAAAUAUAUCAAUGAAAGAUUUAUAAUAUUGAUUAAUAAUUUGAUUGUAUCUCACAUUUGAUUUCUUUUUAUCUCUAUUUAUAUUCCUGUAAAAAAGAAUUGUCGAAUUUUCGAUAAACGAUAUCAUUGAAAGAAGUAGCUUGAUUUUUUAUUUAAUUUAAUUAAGUAGCUUAAUUUUUUUUCCUCUUUUUUUUUUUUUUUUUUUUUUUUUUUUAACUCGUACACGUCAUUCCAAUUAUCGCAGACAUUGUUUGAUUACUGCAGAAAUAUCUUUAUAAUUACAUGACAAGAUUUACAAGCGAUUACGAUAAUAAUUUGUAUUCAACUAUAUAAUUUUCGGAUGUACAAUUAUUACCGAGCGUACGAACGAAAAGUGGAAGUUAAUCUUAAAGAUGGCGCACGUUAUUUCAGAUAUUUAUCUGGUUGUAUAAGAAUUAUAAUUUGUUUAAUAUCCAAAUAUCCUGCUUGACGUUUUGUUGAUUAUAUAAAUUAUUUCCCAAAUCGGCAAAUACAUUGUAAAUUGUAGCUAACAUUAAAACAGAUUACUAUUAUUGUCUCUAUCAUUAUUUAUUAAUAUUUAAAAAGGUUAUAGAAAGAUAUAGUUGUGCAAUAACAUUCCAAUGAUCGUUUUAUCUUUACACAAAUUAUUAUUAUCGUAUAUUACGUUCCGCGUGAUGUUAUAUCGUAAAAAAAAAAAGGAGAAAAAAAAAUUCACGUUAAAAAUAUAUUAAAUAUUAUAUUAAAUAUUAUAUAAAAUAUAUUUAUUAAUGAACUUUUGUAAAUCUAUUUGUAUGGAAUAUAACAUAAACCCAUACACCAAGGCCUCUUGGCUUUUUUUUUUCUUUUUUAAAAGUUAGUUUAUUUGUCACAGCUCUUUAUAUGUACAUAAGUAUAAUCUAACUUAGAAGACUUUGAACAAUGUUAUAUUAUAACACUAGCUAUAAGUUAUAUAUACGAUAAAUCUCCAUAGCGAUCGGUAAUCUAGGAUAUUAAUUAUUAGAAUAAUAAUUAUUAAUCUUAUAACUGUGAUUAAAUAAUCAAUAAAUAGUACUAUAUGUAUAACCAA